AUGGCAACCUCAAACUCCAGCAGCAUCGCGUCCUCCACAUUCUACCUCACAGGCAUCCCUGGCUAUGAGGAAUUUCACCACUGGAUUUCCAUCCCAUUCUGCUUCCUUUACCUUGUUGGAAUAACAGGAAACUGCAUGAUUCUGCAUAUCGUAAGGACAGACCCUAGACUCCACGAGCCCAUGUAUUACUUCCUGGCCAUGCUUUCUGUCACUGACAUGGCCAUGUCCCUGCCCACAAUGAUUUCAAUUUUCAGGGUGUUGUGGUCCAUUUCCCGAGAGAUCCAGUUCAAUAUCUGUGUGAUCCAAAUGUUUCUGAUUCAUACCUUUUCCUUCACUGAAUCAUCUGUGCUCCUGGCCAUGGCCCUUGACCGGUAUGUGGCCAUCUGCCACCCCCUGCGAUAUGCUACUAUCCUCACCCCAAAGCUUAUUGCCAAGAUUGGAAUUGCAGCUCUGCUCAGGAGCUCCAUCUUGAUAAUUCCACUUAUGGCACGUCUAGCAUUCUUUCCCUUCUGCCGCUCCCAUGUUCUUUCCCAUUCCUUUUGUCUGCACCAGGACAUGAUCCACCUCGCCUGUGCUGACAUCAGAUUCAAUGUCAUAUAUGGGCUAGUCCUCAUUACUUUGCUGUGGGGCAUGGACUCCCUGGGCAUUUUUGUAUCGUAUAUUUUUAUCCUUCUCUCAGUGUUAAAAAUUGCAUCCCGUGAGGGUAGGCUGAAGGCUCUCAAUACAUGUGCAUCCCACAUCUGUGCUGUGCUCAUUCUGUAUGUGCCCAUGAUAGGAUUAUCUAUCGUCCAUCGUUUUGCCAAGCAUUCCUCUCCUCUCAUCCACAUCUUCAUGGCUCAUAUCUACUUAGUGGUGCCACCAGUGCUUAACCCCAUCAUCUAUAGUGUGAAGACCAAGAAGAUCCGCCAAGGAAUCCUACAUCUCAUUUGUUCUUCCAAAAUCAGUUCUAUUGCAAUGUAG
Arvicola amphibius (Eurasian water vole) is the source of this 960-nucleotide messenger RNA. Its product is annotated as olfactory receptor 51G2-like. Lineage: Eukaryota; Metazoa; Chordata; Mammalia; Rodentia; Cricetidae. The coding region runs from base 1 to 960 and encodes 319 amino acids. Gene Ontology annotation, molecular function: G protein-coupled receptor activity; olfactory receptor activity. Gene Ontology annotation, biological process: G protein-coupled receptor signaling pathway. Gene Ontology annotation, cellular component: membrane. The record is from RefSeq and is a predicted model, not a curated record. The transcript has a single exon.